CUGUGAACAGAAUACAAGCCAGUCACAGCCAGGCGUCGACCUGUGGCGGGUGAAAGAGUCCCUGUACUUAGGGACGUAGGCGACUCGGGUUUCAGCUACUCCUGCCUGCAGCCCUCGGUGGGGCACAAUCUGUGCCCCGCAGGCUACGCCCCGCAUCUCCUCAUUGGCUUCUUCAGGCACGUGGUAGGGUGGUCCCGCCUCCGGGUGGCCUGAGAGGCGGCACGCAAAGCCGCAUGGACAGCUUGGCGCCGGGCCGAUGGAGACGACGAAGGAUCGAGGAGCCGCCGGCCGCAGGGGACUCGAAACGUGCAUGCAGGAGGUCAGAAGCUGGUGGCCAUGAGUACAGCAGCCACAUGGUAAGCACCUGUGCCCUGCUGUCCUGGAGCACAGACGACCAGGAGCCACGGCCACGAGGCCCGCCUGCACCGCGACCAGAGUGUGGCCAGGAGAGGCCGAGCUCAGUGAGUCUGCAGAACGGCGGAAGGAGCUCAGCCCAGCCUUGCCUGAGAUGUAUUGCGGGGGAGUCUGGCCAUUUUAACCAUACCGUGAAUCAUUAGAAGAUGCAAACGGGAAGAAGGAAGAUUCCAGUUGGGUUUGAACCCCCAUGUGACAGCCAGUGCAGAUCCCUUCCAGCUGACCUGGGUGCCCACCUGACGGCCAGUGCAGAUUCCUUCCAGCUGACCUGGGUGUCCACCUGACGGCCAGUGCAGAUCCCUUCCAGCUGACCUGGGUGCCCACCUGACGGCCAGUGCAGAUUCCUUCCAGCUGACCUGGGUGUCCACCUGACGGCCAGUGCAGAUCCCUUCCAGCUGACCUGGGUGCCCACCUGACGGCCAGUGCAGAUUCCUUCCAGCUGACCUGGGUGUCCACCUGACGGCCAGUGCAGAUCCCUUCCAGCUGACCUGGGUGCCCACCUGAUGGCCAGUGCAGAUCCCUUCCAGCUGACCUGGGUGCCCACCUGAUGGCCAGUGCAGAUCCCUUCCAGCUGACCUGGGUGCCCGCUUGUUCAGAUGACAGCCAGGGCUUCCUACAGGGGUUGUUUGCCUCUCAGGCAAUCCCACUCCCUCUGCAGAAGGCCAGGAACAUCCAGAGUGUGGUGACUCAUUGCAGCCUCUUUUCUAACAUGUUCUGCUGAAGAGGAAAUCAUCUAGAAGUCAACCAAUUCCAUAUCAAGAUGCCCAGGGGUUUUGGAGCCUUAUAACUCUUGUAAUCAUAAGGCACAGCUGGAGAUCUCGCUGCCUUUGGACUUUGGGGCUGUUCUGGACAUAACCGGGGCUGUUCACGUGCUCUUUUUAAUUAAAAAACUUAUUUUUAUAUUUAAAAUGCUCUAUAAUCUUGAAGUGAAUUUUGCUAAUUGUUAAUAUCCCAUCAAGCCAUGUAAUUCUCCAACUUUAGUUAUGAGGGACAGAACCCCAUUGAUAUUAAAAUGGAAUU
Molecule: messenger RNA, 1434 nt
Organism: Microtus oregoni (creeping vole)
Lineage: Eukaryota; Metazoa; Chordata; Mammalia; Rodentia; Cricetidae
Gene: CUNH10orf143
Product: chromosome unknown C10orf143 homolog
Exons: 4
Coding region: 234-557 (107 amino acids)
Source: RefSeq, a predicted model, not a curated record